AUGCCUCAAAUUCCAGUAGGUGAGGUGUACAAAGCCAGGGAGUGUAUUGACGUCAGCUUCUCUAACGGCGGAUGGUUUAUUGACGAAAAUUGCGAUAGCCGGAGAAUGGGACUCUACGCGCUAAUCGACCCUUUUGUCGUAGGAGUAAUCCUCCUACUAAUUUUCUACUUUGGGAAACGGCCGAGGCCCAAGGCCAAACUCGGCGCCUGUGAGACGCCUAGACCUGAGUCUGAGCUCGAUCCCUCCAGAGAUAUUGUUGAUAUCAUCAAAAGAACCAACAAGAACUGUGUCGUCUUCUAUGGCUCUCAAACGGGAACUGCGGAAGAUUACGCCGCACGGCUUGCUAAGGAAGGCAAAAGCCGUUUCGGGCUGAACACGAUGGUUGCAGACCUCGAGGAGUACGACUACGAUCGCCUCGGUCAGCUUCCUAGAGAUACGAUUCUCAUCUUCGUUCUCGCAACUUAUGGCGAGGGCGAGCCGACCGACAACGCUGUUGACUUUCACACAUUCAUUACAUCGGGCGAACUUCUCUCCGCCGACAACCCUUCCCCUUUACGCGACCUCGCGUUUGCCGCUUUCGGUCUGGGAAAUAGCACAUAUGAGAAUUGGAGAGGGAGACGAUGGCAAGGGGGCGUGGAAGAAGACUUCUUGGCGUGGAAAGAGUCUAUGUGGACGCCACUCGCAAAGAUGUUUGGCUUGAAAGAGCGUCCCACUGUCUACGAACCUACUUUCGCGAUAUCUCCCCUCGAUGAACUUACACCAACUUCGAAUGGGGUGUUUCUGGGUGAGCCCACGAUAGCCGCUCUACGAUGCGCUCCGCAAGGACCAUAUAAUGCUCACAACCCCUACCUUGCCGUUGUCUCGGAGUCAUACGAGCUAUUUUCUAGCAAAGAUAGAAACUGUUUGCACCUGGAAAUCGAUAUCGGUGAUUCAAAUUUCUCGUACACUACCGGCGAUCAUAUCGCUAUCUGGCCUAAUAACCCGAGCGAAGAGGUGGAGAGCCUUCUUCGAAUUCUCAACCUAUGGGAGACGAGGAACCGAGUUGUUGACAUUAAGGCAGUGGAUAGCUCGGUUAAGGUCCCGUUCCCGACUCCUACGACGUUUGACGCGCUCUUCCGGUAUUACUUGGAAAUCUGCGCACCAGUGUCACGUCAACUGUGUGCUACUCUUGCAAGCUUCGCCCCAAGUGAGGAGGCAAAGGAGAGGAUGGCCCUUCUCGGCCGCGAUAGGGAUCAUUUCAUUCAAGAAACAAGAUCAGCGUAUUUCAAUCUCGCUAGUCUACUAGCAAGAGUCAGCAGAGGCGACGCAUGGAGGGACGUUCCCCAUUCUGCCGUAAUCGAAGGGCUCGGCAAAUUGCAACCUCGGUAUUACUCCAUAUCGUCCUCAUCGCUAGCACAACCUCGCAUGGUGUCGAUCACAGCUGUGGUCGAGUCAAAGGCAGUGAAGGACCAGGAGAAGCCUUUCAAGGGGGUAGCAACAAACUAUUUGCUGGCCUUGAAAUACCAUCAGAACUGCGAGGUUCCUCCUGAAAGCUUCAGACUUUCCUAUCAGUUACAUGGUCCCCGAAAUACGCGCAAGGACGUGAGGCUACCAAUCCAUAUCCGUCACUCUCAUUUCAGGUUACCAGCCGACAUCAAAUGUCCUGUUAUUAUGAUCGGGCCUGGUACGGGGGUUGCCCCAUUUCGUGCCUUCACUCAAGAGCGUGCCAGGGACGCAGAGCAGGGCCAGAAGGUGGGCCAAAUGCUCCUAUUCUUCGGAUGCCGCAAGUCAUCUGAAGACUUGAUCUAUGCUGCUGAAUGGGAGAGGUAUAAGAAUGUACUCGGUGAUGCGUUCGAGUUCAUCACGGCUUUCUCUAGAGAGGGCGCGGAAAAGGUUUACGUUCAGCAUCGGCUUCGAGAACACGCACGAGCCAUUUCUGGACUUGUUUCUCAGGGAGCACAUAUCUACAUCUGCGGAGAUGCCAACAGCAUGGCUCGGCAAGUGAACGCUGCCUUAGUCCAAAUUCUGGUUGAGCAGAAUAAUCUGUCUAGGCCAGAUGCAGAGAAAUUUUUAAGCGAUAUGAAAUCAAGACAACAAUACCAGGAAGAUGUUUGGUAA
Scedosporium apiospermum is the source of this 2097-nucleotide messenger RNA. RefSeq lists its product as uncharacterized. Gene Ontology annotation, molecular function: FMN binding; NADPH-hemoprotein reductase activity; flavin adenine dinucleotide binding. Bases 1 to 2097 code for a protein of 698 amino acids. The transcript is spliced from 5 exons. Lineage: Eukaryota; Fungi; Ascomycota; Sordariomycetes; Microascales; Microascaceae. Gene Ontology annotation, cellular component: cytosol. The record is from RefSeq and is a predicted model, not a curated record.